GGACGAAGAGGCUCUUAGGGUACGUACUUGCUUUUCCUUUUGUGAUUUUUUUUUGUAAUCGAAAAAGCUGAUUUCAUUCAAUUUUAAUUAUAAAUGGGUGACAAGAUAUACGAUCCUCAAUUGUAUAUCGAUCAUGGACCAAGGGAUGCGAAGUAUUUACCCGAGCAAGCAACACAUCGCUCCCGUGCAAUUUGGCACAACAAUCCGGAAUCACUUCUUCCCGUCACUUAUAGAGGGUCAACAAGCUUGCCCGCUUGGCAUGAUCGACUCUCGCCAUAUCUAGAGAGGACGGGUUUGGAUAUGGUGAGGCACUUCAUGCAGAUUCAGGAUUGAGAUCGACAAUGAUCUACUGACGGCAAUGGCAGAGCGAUGAAGCCCCCGAAACACCUAUGUUCCAAUUUGAACGGUUUGAUAAUGAUAUUGUAUUCCAU
Messenger RNA from Linum tenue, 431 nucleotides. The record is from the annotation of a GenBank genome assembly. NCBI's taxonomy places the organism in Eukaryota, Viridiplantae, Streptophyta, Magnoliopsida, Malpighiales, Linaceae.